Triticum urartu is the source of this 1263-nucleotide messenger RNA. The record is from RefSeq and is a predicted model, not a curated record. Lineage: Eukaryota; Viridiplantae; Streptophyta; Magnoliopsida; Poales; Poaceae.
AUGUGGGUGCAACUGCAAUUUGGGGUUCCAUAUGGUGCAUCGGCCAAUCAGCGCACCUCGGGUAAUAAAAUCAUCGAGGGCCUCCUCCCACUCCAUGUUGCCAUCGAGAACACUUGCCAGCAUAAGUAUCUGGAGGACAACCUAUUAGUUGACGAGAACUACAGGAAUGGGAAUGUUGGGUACAUCUACAAGCUCAUACAACUGCUUUGCCUGCCUGAGAUGAAGAUCUUCUUGGACACCACUAGAUUGCUUGCAGCUCACACUGAUAAUGUAGUCGAUGAGCUCUGGAAGUUCAUGGAGCAUGGGAAGAUUGUCCCUGCAGCUAUUCUUCUCCUUGCAGCUCAAAGGCGAUUUCGUAAGCUCAAUGGUUUUGAUAUGAUCAAGAACCGUAUUGAUGAUUCUAUAUUCUCCCUGAUAAGGGAGGGGUGUGGAUUGCAAAUUGGUAAAAAUACCAAGGCAGCAAAGCAGCGGAAGGAGAAGGAAGUACGUUUCUAUAAUGCGUUGUUCCUUGUUAGGAUAAUUCUGAAAGCUGGUGAAGCUCUUGAUGCAUAUAUUCAAACUCAUUCAGAGGCAUCUCAUCACGAGGUCCAUGGAAAAGUUUCAGCAGUUCUCAAAAGUUAUGAUGUUGGUCCUCUCGGAAAAGAUAUUUGCAUUGAAGACCUUCAAUGCUUCCCCUAUGACUGUGGAGGGCCGGAUGGGGGCACAGAUUUGACCAAGGCAGCUAUUGGAUCACCUACUCCUCAAGCCAAGGAGAAAAAUGCCACGACGAAGAAACCACGGGUUAGGCAUCUGUAUGCAAGAGAUCAGUUUUUCCCGGUAUGGAGAUCAGUGUUAACAGCUCGGUUUAUUUCGAAGAUCUUUCCGCCCUACACACCGAAAAAAGACUUGCCACUGUAUACUUGUGAUGGGAGCUCGGAGAAGUUGAGAGCUGAAAGGCACUCUCAUAUUCUUCUUGGCACGUUGGAGAGAAAUUACUCGAGAGUAGCAAGUAAGCCGACGCCCGCAAGUAAGUAUCGGUCGAGAAGGUUGUUUGGCAUUGCUGCGUCGACUGCCCUGAAGAUGCUGAAGCGUGUAUGAAGACCCGGGCAGGAAGGUAUAAUAUCUUACUAGCAUAGCCCGCGCGGCGACACACCGCGCCCGUUGGUACGAUGUGUUCAUUUCAAUUGUGUUUAGUUUUUGCAUUAGUCUUAUCUAUCUCAUAUAGCAAUUAUUGUACAUAAAAUUGUGGAUACAGGGAAAAUAAGUAGGAAAUAAGCUAAUUUA